This is a messenger RNA of Zingiber officinale, 3578 nucleotides long. RefSeq names its product ETO1-like protein 1. The transcript is spliced from 6 exons. Gene Ontology annotation, biological process: negative regulation of ethylene-activated signaling pathway. The record is from RefSeq and is a predicted model, not a curated record. Bases 672 to 3329 code for a protein of 885 amino acids. Lineage: Eukaryota; Viridiplantae; Streptophyta; Magnoliopsida; Zingiberales; Zingiberaceae. Gene Ontology annotation, molecular function: protein binding.
AGCCCUCUCUGACUCUCGCCGCUGCUACCUUUUCCUCUUUCCUCAAGCGGCAACGAAAUCUCGGCUCAGAUUGGGGAUUUGCUGGUUGGCCUUGGAUCCCUUCUCUCACCACCAACCUCGCUGAAUUCGGCUCUGAUCUCGAUAUUUGUAGGUCUGCGCGCGCGAGAGCGUGUCCUUGAAGCUGUCAGAACCAAACAAGGAUGUUCGGCAGUCGGGGCCCCUCUCUGUCUGUUCGUCGUUCUUCUUCAUUCAAGCUCUGAUUUUUCUUCUUUCGCUGGGAAUUAGAUCGACUAAGAGGCAUCUUUGCUUCGUUUUCUUAUUCUUGGAGACAACUUCCGCUUCGCGUUAAGGAUUCGAGGCGGUUUAUGGUGAUGAACUAGGGUUUGUAAUUGGGAUUAGGGAAAAUUUGGCGUCUUGCCUCAGCUUCUUUUCGGUUCUGUAAAUCCUAGGGUUUAUUUAUUGUGAAUACUUUUCCCUUUUUUCUUGUUAGACGUAGGUGCUCAAUUUUCGAGCUCGUGAGUGUUGGAUAGAGGUCCUCUUCGAUAGAGCUUGUCGUGAGUGGGUCAAAGGUUUUCCUUUUGCCUAUUUUAUCCAAUCUUCUUUUCCUUGUUUUUGGUAAAUAGAAUCCGGAUAGUGUGGAGAUCUGGGAAAUAUUUUCUCACUUAUGCAGAAUGAGGAAUUUCUUCCUCUCACAGUCCUACAAAGAGACACAACUUCACGCUCUUAAUCCCCAGUCGUGGCUUCAGGUGGAAAGAGGCAAACUCUACAAAUCUACUUCAUAUUCUCCGUCCUCCAUCGAAUCUCUUAUUAAAGUCGCUGAGCCUCCUGUUCUCACUCUAUUCAAGCCUGUAGAUUAUGUCGAAGUCUUAGCUCAGAUCCAUGAAGAACUUGAGGGGUGCGCUCCACAAGAAAUGUCAAACCUGUAUUUGCUCCAGUUUCAGGUAUUUCGUGGACUUGGGGAAGCUAAAUUGCUCCAAAGAAGUCUUCAUUCUGCUUGGCAGAAUGCUACUACAGUUCAUGAGAAACUUAUAUAUGCGUCAUGGUUACGGUACGAGAAACAAGGGGAAGAAGUUAUUUCUGACCUCCUUGCUUCCUGCGGAAAGUGCUCACAAGAAUUUGGACUUCUGAAUGUUGCCUCUCAGUUUCCUUCUAAGACUGUUGACACAAUCAGUCGAUGUAGUUAUCAAAUUGAUCAGAUUUCUACUAUGGUAUUUUUUCAGAUCAGGGGUGAGAUGAUAGCUUGUGAGAGACAGAAAAUUGCAGCAUUGUCUGCUCCAUUUAAUACAAUGCUGAAUGGAUCCUUCACAGAGUCAAUACUUGAAGUUAUUGAUUUGUCAGAGAAUGGCAUAUCACCAGUAGGAAUGAGAGCAGUCUCUAACUUCAGUGUUGAAGAGCACUUAGAUGAUUUGUCAGUUGAAAUAUUGUUGGAGAUCAUGGUAUUUGCUAAUACAUUCUGUUGUGAAAAACUUAAAGAUGCUUGUGAUAGGCAAUUGGCAUCAUUAGUUUCUUCACGGCAAGAUGCUGUAGAGCUUAUGGAAUGUGCAAUGGAAGAAGAUGCUCCCGUGCUUGCUGCUUCAUGCUUGCAAGUGCUUUUGAGAGAGCUUCCUCAAUGUUUGAAUGAUGAGCAAGUUAUCAAAACCUUCUUGAAUGUCAACAAGCAACAAAGGGCAACCAUGGCUGGUCAUGCUUCAUUUGCACUAUACUGUUUGUUAUGUCAAGUCACGAUGAAUAUCAAUCCAAAGUCGGAUGUCACAGUAUGUUUUUUAGAGAAGUUGGUGGAAUCGGCAGCAAGUACUAGGCAGAAGCAACUCGCCUUUCAUCAGCUUGGCUGUGUGAAACUGUUGAGAAAAGAGUACAGUGAAGCAGAACACUACUUUAGUGCUGCUUUGACUGCUGGUCAUGUCUAUUCAGUUGCUGGUUUGGCUAGAUUGGCUUACAUCAGAGGUGACAAGCUUUCUUCUCAUGAGAAACUUAGCUCUGUAAUAUCUUCCUAUCAACCACUAGGAUGGAUGUAUCAGGAGAGAGCUUUAUAUUGUGAAGGUGAUAGGAAGCUUGAAGACCUUGAUAAGGCGACAGAAUUGGAUCCUACUCUCACUCACCCAUACAUGUAUCGAGCAGCAUCUUUCAUGAGAAAACAAGAUGCCAAACUUGCUCUGGCUGAAAUAAAUCGGCUAUUAGGGUUCAAACUGUCUUUAGAAUGUUUAGAACUGCGAUUUUGCUUCUAUCUGGCACUUGAAGAUUAUAAAUCUGCACUUUGUGAUGUUCAAGCCAUCCUGACACUUUCCCCUGAAUAUCGGAUGUUUGAAGGACGUGCUCCUGCUUCCCAGCUGCGGACGCUUGUUAGAGAGCAUGUGGAUCAGUGGACUACUGCUGAUUGUUGGCUUCAAUUAUAUGACCGAUGGUCAUCUGUAGAUGACAUAGGCUCCCUUUCAGUAAUCUAUCAGAUGCUUGAAUCCGAUGCUGCAAAAGGAGUGUUAUACUUCAGGCAGUCUUUGCUCCUGCUUAGGUUGAACUGCCCUGAGGCUGCAAUGCGCAGCUUGCAGCUAGCACGCCAACAUGCUGCAACAGAACACGAACGCUUGGUUUAUGAAGGUUGGAUAUUAUAUGAUACUGGUCACUGUGAAGAAGGACUUCGUAAAGCUGAGGAGUCAAUUUCCAUUCAAAGAUCAUUUGAGGCUUUCUUUCUGAAGGCCUAUGCUUUGGCAGAUUCAAGUCUUGAUCCUUCGUGUUCUGCCACUGUUGUUUCACUUCUAGAAGAUGCAUUAAAGUGCCCUUCGGAUAGGCUUCGGAAGGGCCAGGCAUUGAACAAUCUUGGCAGUGUAUAUGUUGACUCUGGGAAUAUAGAUAUGGCAGCCGAUUGUUACAUCAGUGCCCUUAAAAUCCAGCACACUCGGGCACAUCAAGGCCUUGCUCGAGUUCAUUUCCUUAAGAAUGACAGAAAGGCUGCAUAUGAGGAAAUGACCAAAUUAAUAGAGAAGGCUAGAAACAAUGCAUCAGCAUAUGAGAAAAGGUCUGAAUAUUGUGAACGUGAACAUACUAAAGAGGAUCUGCAAAUGGUGACUCAGUUGGAUCCUUUGCGUGUUUAUCCUUAUAGAUACAGAGCAGCAGUGCUGAUGGACAACCACAAGGAAAAAGAAGCAAUAGCUGAGUUGACUCAAGCUAUAGCUUUCAAGGCCGACCUCCACCUCUUGCACCUCCGCGCUGCAUUUUACGAACAUAUUGGGGAUAUUGCCAGUGCCCUCCGAGACUGCCGUGCUGCACUUUCAUUAGAUCCCAACCACCAGGAAAUGCUGGAGCUCCAUAAACGUGUGAACAGCCAAGAACCAUGACACAUAAUACACCAGAUCCAUGCAGCUGCACACCGAACUACAGCCUGGAUCAUCUGCAUUUUUUCCUUCUCCUUUGCAAUAGUCCUGUACAAUCAUUGUGCUCUAGGAUAAGUUAUUCUGUGCAUGUUUGUAGAAUUGUAGCUGCUUGUUCACAAAUUUUGGUAUGUCCGAAUGAGAUGAAAGUUCAGAGGCAAACCAUAGUAGAUAUGGAUUUACCUGUUUAUUGAUUUUAAUGAAUCUUAUUUAGCA